Molecule: messenger RNA, 989 nt
Organism: Thrips palmi
Lineage: Eukaryota; Metazoa; Arthropoda; Insecta; Thysanoptera; Thripidae
Exons: 4
Coding region: 157-735 (192 amino acids)
Source: RefSeq, a predicted model, not a curated record
GCUCCGGUGCGCGAGGUGCCACGGAUUGCCUACCUCACAUGCUAAGGCUGGACCUCUAGGUCGAGCCGAACCUGGCCGCGUGCUUCAGCGCGUCGGUCAGGCCUAGGCCCUAGGCCUAGGGUCUUGGGCCCAAGCCCAGCCCAGUCGGCCUGCACCAUGGCGAGGGCCGCCUCGAGGCUCGCCCUGCCCUCGGCCCUGCCGCCGCUGGCGUUCGCCACUCUGCUGGUUGCAGUCGUAAACGUGACGGCCGUGCGUGUCGCGCUGUACACUGGACUUCAGGGACGUGUCCGCGACAAGAACAAGACCAACGAGGUGCACGCGUUCGGAGCCAAGGAGCCCGGCGACGUGGAGCUGUUCACCAAACUCGUGAGGAGGAAGCACCUUCCCACUAAGGGACGGCUGGACGCGGUGCGCUACCCGCCGGGCGGCGGCGAGUCCAAGAACGUGGUGACGCACGUGGAGGUGUCGGUGCCGCAGCGCACGCUCACCAAGGACGAGGUGCACAUCACCGAGGGCGGGCCCGGCAUGAGGUUCGUGGCCCUCACCGUCGGGGGACGCCGCAGCUUCCUCGUCGACUACACCGUGACGGUGUUCGGCCACGAGGCGGGCGUCGCCAAGCCGGAGAAGCACGCAAGCGGUGGCGGUUCCACGGAGCCAGCGGCAGCGACAGGCGGCCCCACGGAGGACGCGGCCGCCGCCGAGGGAAGUCCCGACAAGCCAGACGACUCCCCGUGACACCGGCCAGUGCACUGCGGUGCCCACACUGGCAAUUACUGCCCAAGCAGGCAAGCCUCAAGCCUCGGUGCGGCCAAUCCGGGAAAGGGUCCCGGAAUGGAAGACAUGCACGAUUACGGCUACUGCUGACUGGACAGGGAUGCGCGUCAGAUAUAGAGAGUGAGAGACAGGGAGAGCAUGAUUACAGGUCUCUUGGUUGUUGUUUUCACUCAAGACUGGAGUCCAGAACGAAAUAGAACAAGUGGUUUAAUGAC